Epithele typhae is the source of this 1011-nucleotide messenger RNA. RefSeq lists its product as uncharacterized. Lineage: Eukaryota; Fungi; Basidiomycota; Agaricomycetes; Polyporales; Epitheliaceae. The coding region runs from base 1 to 1011 and encodes 336 amino acids. The transcript has 9 exons. The record is from RefSeq and is a predicted model, not a curated record.
AUGUUCAACCAUGUUCAGGUGGUCGUCGACCUGGCACGGAGACAAUCCCUGGACGAAUUUGCUACUCCUUUAACACGCGCGAGCCCUCCUCGAGACAGGUCCCCUCCGAAUCCUUGCCUUCCAGCGCGUCUGCCUUCAACGGCAUUUUUGCGGCGUGAGGCAGACAUAGAAGCUCCGAGAGCUCUUGAAGCAGAGCUGAAACGACAGCGGAAGGCUCUGGAGAUCGCUCUCGCCAAGCCUUCAGAAGAUGAGCAGGAACAGGACGCUGCGUCGACCUCAAGUUCUCCCAAGACCAGCCCAAAUGUGAAACGCAAGUCUGUACUGGACAUACUACCUUCUGCCAUUCAAGCUGCGAAAAUGCUACGCGAAACCUCAAGGCGAACCGGUAGUUCUCCUUGGAAACCUCCUGAGCCCUUUGAGAUUAUGCGCGCCAUAGAAAGGAAGGACAUCAUGUUCCUUAUGGAUGUCCGCGACAGGUCUUUCGAGAGUCUAGUUAAGAAAUCAGGCGAUGUCACUCCUCUUAUUCAUGCCAUGCGGAUAGAGGCCACCGACAUUGCCAUCGUGCUACUUGGGCAUUUUCCCGGUAUAUUAACAACCUCAAUGACGAGGACUUUGAGAAACCGGAAACCAAGAAGAUCUGCACUCAGGCAAGGCGUGGACGGGAAAGCUGUCCAUGCCGCUGAAGCUGCCGUACGAAGCUUCGCGACGAACAAUCUUGGCAAGGCUCAUUUCAUCGCCACUCUUGAAGACUACAUUGCCAACGCUACCGCGGACCUUGUAAUGAUGGCCGCGUGGUCCAAUAUAUUGCAAUACGUACAAGACGACCCAAUGCCCACAUACUACUUUGCCAGGGAUGAUCGCGUAUACAGAGCAUACAUUCGAACGAAAGUUGGAAGGCGGCUUCGUUGGCAGCUGGGAGCCCUCCGAGUGCAUCUGGAAGGUCGGAGCAAGAACUAUCGGACUAAGGUCGAGUCGCUUGCAAAGGAACUGGACGAAUCCGAAGGACAUUGA